UAUUGUCUUCAGUUUCUCUUCAGGCACCCACACACACACACACACACUCCUGAAACAUGACACGUACUUUGACUCUGGCUUCUCACCUGUAGAUCAUCGUCACUAUCAGCUUUGAGAAGAUACCUGGAAUGGAAUCGUGUUUAUAUCUUGUUAAUUAACGUGUCAAACACCCAGUUGUGAAGGCGGUGUUGUUUGUGUUUUCUGGCCACGACAGAGACCUGCUGAUCGGCUCUGCUCACCGCGCCGCCGCUCCCGCCCCAGUUCCGGGUCUGAACCACAGGUUGUGUGUGUAUAGAAUUAUUUAUUUUUGGGAUACUGUCCAUGGAAGUAUGAACGACGAGGUGGAGUUGAAGACUGUAGUCAGUGACAACAAUAAUGUCUCGACUGACCAAGGGGCUGAGCAGGUUCCAGGAAAUGGCAUACAAGAAGCGUCCCAUCUUUUGUCAAGAGCACAGGGUUUGGAGAAUAAUGUAGAAGCGCAUGAACUGGAUGGAGUCCAUGUUGAUCAUAAUGACUCUUCAACUGAAACCUCAAAGUGUCGUCGGGAGCUGCAGAGCCUGAAGGAAGACCUCAAUGAGGUGGUGGUGUGGAAACUCAGAGUAUGGAUGGUGAUACUUCUCGUCGUCACCGCCAUAAUUAUGGUUAUUGCGAUCUCAAUCGUUGUGUGUGCAGUGGAGGACGACGUGGAUGAGAAAUAUGACAGAUCCUCCUUUGUGGUGCAGCGGCUCUUCAGAGGGAACUUUACUCUGGAGAGCAGCAGCAGUUCAGCUUCAGACCCUCUGGACCAACAGACACUGAUGGAGCAGCUGAAACGGGAGGUCACCACCGUCUACAUUUCUUCUGCUGCUCUGGAACGCUACUUCAGCAAUGUGACCAUCAGCAGUUUCCAGGACUCCACAGCCCAGUUUGAGCUGCAGUUCAUGAUGCCGCCAGAAAAUGAGCAGCUGGUUCGAUAUACUCUGAGUGUAAAGAUGGUGAGGAAUGUGCUCCUGCAACACUUUUAUGAUCAGGACAGCGGAGAACAGCUCAGUGUCAUCCCAACAUCACUCAGAAUGGAAGCUUUUUAAGCAGAACCUGAACUCCAGGAUCCUGAACAAAUGGAAGUGUGAAGUUAAACCACUGGAACCCGAACCUAAAAUGAAAACAAUCGACACAUCACAUGUUCAUUUAAGCAUCUUUCCCUCUCUGACAAUGAUCUGUUAAUAUUCUUAUUAAAAUAAUUAGUAAUAAUAAUUGUAAGUAUAUCAGCUAUACAUCCAUACUUGUUCAAAAUAAUUGUUUUAUUAAGUCAGCUAUGUUUUUGUAUUAUUAUUAUUAUUAUUAUUAUUAUUAUUAUUAUUAACAGCAGAUGGAUGUGGUGCACUGUUUAAUGAUGUUCUCUUCUGUGGAUCUGUUUUCCUAUUGAAUGAACUAAUAUUUUAGUCAGGUAAUUAUUUUUUAAACAUUUUUGUAUGUAAGAUUUUUAAAAGUUUUAUAAUAAAAGUAUACACAUGCAUAAA
Molecule: messenger RNA, 1499 nt
Organism: Danio aesculapii
Lineage: Eukaryota; Metazoa; Chordata; Actinopteri; Cypriniformes; Danionidae
Exons: 8
Coding region: 330-1067 (245 amino acids)
Source: RefSeq, a predicted model, not a curated record